UUGUCAUCACUCACUAUCAUAAGAAUUUAUUUGAACAAGUGUUUACACUUAAAUUAAUAUAAAAUAAUUUUUAAAAUAAUGAGGAUGAUUUAAAAGAAUGAUUAUGGUGUCAGAAACCUUCAAGGACCUUUUAGCAACAUCUGCAUCAAUUUGUACUGUAUUGCAAUUUUUAUCAGGAACAUUGGUAUGUAGAAAAUAUAUAAUUAAUGGGACAACUGGAGAUGCUUCAGGUCUUUCAUUUAUCACAUGUCUAAUGUCAUGUAGUUUCUGGUUAAGAUAUGGUCAAAUGAUAAAUGACCAUUUCGUGAUAUGGGUAAAUGUAUUUGGAACAACAUUGCAAUUAGGUUACAUUGCAAUUUAUACAUUAUACUCUUUAAAGAAAAAUGUGAUACUGAAGCAAUUCAUAGCAGCAAUAGUCUUUAUCUCUGCAGUUUAUAUUUACAGUUUGACCCAAGAGGAUAAAGCACUAGCUACAAAACAAAUAGGAUUUUUAAGUUGUAGUUUAACAAUUUUAUUCUUUGCAUCUCCUUUAACAAUGCUGGCUCAUGUAAUUAAACAGAAAAGUGCUGAUAGUUUACCAUUUCCUGUGAUAAUAUCAUCUUUGGUUGUAUCUUGUCAGUGGUUCGCCUACGGCUCUUUAUUAGAGGAUCCUUUUAUACAAAUUCCAAAUUUCCUAGGAUGCAUUUUAUCUGCAUGUCAAUUAUCAUUGUUUGUGAUAUAUCCGACCAAAAAACUCACAGACUCACAUUUUAUUUAGUGUUAUCAAUUUAAUAUUAGAACACUCAAGAUAUCAUGCAAACCAUUAUUUUUUUUUUUUGAUAAAUUACGAUCUUUUUUAUUUAUUAAAAAGUUGAAAAUAGAAGUUUAAUUG
Molecule: messenger RNA, 871 nt
Organism: Chelonus insularis
Lineage: Eukaryota; Metazoa; Arthropoda; Insecta; Hymenoptera; Braconidae
Gene: slv
Product: sugar transporter SWEET1-like
Exons: 4
Coding region: 98-757 (219 amino acids)
Biological process (GO): carbohydrate transport
Cellular component (GO): membrane
Molecular function (GO): sugar transmembrane transporter activity
Source: RefSeq, a predicted model, not a curated record